AUGCCUACACCAACCCUCCCUCUCACUCCAGCGGCCUCGACAGAGAUUGCGGCGCAGGAGAGGCCAUGGAGCUCAUCGGCUUCUGAAUCGAGUAUUACCCUUCCACCGCCUGCCUUGCAGUCUGCAGCAGAGAUUGGCUCGCAGAAUUCCAAAGCAACCGGCUCUCUCGCUCCAACCGAUACGAGAUCCGUCAACCGACCUGCCUCGGCCAGUACCAAGAAACUCAGACCCAUAUCUGAAGAUGAACCCUUUACAUUGCCAUCUCCACCGACUCGGUCUCGCAAAAUCAUCCACAUGAAGCCCCCCCGACCGCAGUCCGAGACUCAGUCACCUGUUAAACGCAGAAAAAUAACCACAGCAUCGACCCCAGACUCACCGGCAGCGCACAAGGCCUCCUCCUCGUCGUCAUCUAGUCUUGUCAACAACAUCAGUAAACCCACUAAGAAGGCCAUCCGCAAGACCGCUCAUUCACUAAUUGAGCGUCGGCGCCGCUCGAAGAUGAACGACGCUUUCGCCACUCUUAAAGACAUGAUACCCGCAUGCAGAAGUGGAGAUGAAAGGGAUGGCAAUGGGAAGGAGAUGCACAAGCUGGAUGUCUUGAACGCAGGGAUCGAGUAUUUGGCGUAUCUCGAGACAUGUUUAGAGAAGAUGAAUGAGAGGCAGUGGGAGGGAAAGAGAAUAGGUAGGAGGAUUUUUGGGCAAGAUGACGCAGAGGAUAUGGAUACCGAAAUGUCAAAGGAGGACGCAAGGGCGGCGAGUGCGGAAAAGCAUCUUAAGAGCCCGUCUGAACACGAGUAUCUACGUCAGCAGAUCAAAGAUCAGAAUGGGAAGAAAGAGAAAUACCCAUUUAUGCCACCAAACACGUGCCACUGUCACUGUCACUCUAAUAUUCAUGGCGAGGAAGAGCUUUUGCGUACAGCAAUGCCGCUCACCAAACCACAACCGCCGUCCUCAAACUUCAGCUCACAGGAGUACCUCACUGCCCACCUCACCCACCAUCCCACAGACGCAACCAGAGAAAUGGACAUAGAAAGGACCAGAGACCAAGAAGAAACCACAAAAACCGCCGCUGCACUCCUGAUGUUGACAAGCACAGACCGUCGAGGCAAAAGCAACAGCAACAGCAACAGCACCAACAUCACCGCAGACGCCCGUCCCAGAUUUAGCAUCAUUCCCACCGGUACCGUAAACUAUCAUCAAACCGGGACGCCUACAUGGAAGUCGCAUACUCAGACUCUGACACCAACACCGACAUCAACAUCAACAUCAACUAUCAAAACUGGCCUCAGUGUACGGGAUCUCUUGCUUAAAUAG
This is a messenger RNA of Endocarpon pusillum Z07020, 1314 nucleotides long. RefSeq lists its product as uncharacterized. Gene Ontology annotation, molecular function: protein dimerization activity. The record is from RefSeq and is a predicted model, not a curated record. Bases 1 to 1314 code for a protein of 437 amino acids. NCBI's taxonomy places the organism in Eukaryota, Fungi, Ascomycota, Eurotiomycetes, Verrucariales, Verrucariaceae. The transcript has a single exon.